AUGGGACCCAGAGCAAGACGCGUCAGUUUCGUCACUCCCGCCCCCAUCCAUGUCCCGCCAGCCAUAACCAGCCAAGUCCCGCCUCCGUGGCAAAAUUCCCGCUCGCCACAGUACGCCCAGUCAUUCGCGCAACCGCAACUCUCACCUCUCCCCUCCCCGGUCUACUGGCAGCCCUACAUCCUCGUCCCCUCGCCUGCGUCUAUGCACAUGUCCGCGCCAUCUGCACCACCCACUCAUCCCGCCCGGCCCGCGCCCGCGCAUGUCCACCCCGCUCUCCGCGCGCCCCUCCCACAUGUUCCAGUUUGGGACAUGCGCCUUGCGCCACCGCCGACCGCUCCCGCAAUGCGCGGCGAGCACGCGACGAAUCCCGCGCGCGCACAGCUCCUCGUGACGUGCACGCUGCUCCCCUGGGCGCUCUCCCUCUCUCCCAGCACGCACCUCUUCGUGUCCGCGCAGGACGUCUUCGACGCGCUGUACACCGCGCUGCGCACGCCCGUGCGCCAGGAAGAGGUUGAUGCGGUCCCGCACAGCCAAUAUUCGCGAGUGAACGCCGCGGGCGAGGCGUACAAGGUGCGCUACCGCGCGUGCGUGGACCCGGCGCGCCGUGCGCGCGAGAAGGCCGCGGGCAUGCGGCGCGUCGACUUUCUCGGUCAGACCUAUCGCUUCGGGGGACUCGUGUUGGUGGAGGAUGUGAAUCCGACCAAGAAUGCCCCGCCCAUCUCGUCAUACAAUCCUCCUAGCCUCUCUCCCAUCUCCCUUAUUCCUCCAUGCCCCUCUGCUCCUGCGGAUUUGCAAGACGCACAAGUAUUGAAUACCAUCGACGAUCUGGCACGAGGCAUCGUCCAGACCACCCACGCAAAGACGGAGCUGACGCUGCUGGUCGUGGGUGACACCGGGACGGGAAAAACAGCUUUUCUAUCGCUCAUCGCGAAUGUGCUCAAGGGAAAGACCCCCAGCGAGUACACCAAGCUCCACGAGCUGGCGCACGAAGUGAGCGGCUCUAGAAGGCACGGCAAGACCGAUGCUUUUGUGCCAUACGAGUUCGUCAGCACUAAUGGCGUUACCAUGCGCAUACUGGAUACCCCGGGGAUCGCGGACACCCGGAGCGUCACGCGAGCGAUUCACGACCAUGUGGACACCGUGGAUGCAGUCCUCGUCCUCGCGAAUGGGACCGUCCCGCGCCUUGGCGUCGCCACGGACCACGCUCUGUCCGCUCUCUCGGCGCUGCCCGCCGCGCCCACGCAGAAGGUCGGAUUUCUGUUCACGAACGUGUCCAGUCCGCUCUGUUGGAGCUUCGAUGAGGAGUCCCUCCCCGAUGUUCUUGGCGCGAGUCCAUUGUUCCGCCUUAACAACCCUGUUGCAAUGCGCGCCAAGUACCUGCGCGAGAAGAAGAGGAUCGAGGCGGAGGGGGCGCCCAGCAGCGCGCAGAACGCGCUGCUCAGUACGCUGAGAGCGGCAGUCGAGGACGCACACCGGAGCGCGCUCGGCGAGCUCGUGAAGGUCCUCGACUGGGUGGACUCGCUCGCGCCCCCGCCCGCGCGGGACGAUGCGUCGCUCUUUGCGGCCGCGCAGGAGAUCGACAAGACGCUCUCUGACGUCCUUGCGGCCAUCGGACAGAUGGUGGCCAAGAAGGCGGCGCUGACGAAGAUCAAGAAGGAGACGCACGGCACCACAUUGACGACGGAGCUGUACAGGCAGUACCAAAGUACGAUUACGCAAAAGGUAUAUAGGCAGGUUGGUACGCCGUACCACAACACAUUGUGCACCACCCCAGAGUGUUAUCACAACUGCCACGAGCGCUGCGGCCUUCCGUUCUCAUUGGAAGCCGAGGGCAUCCGCGAAUGCUCCGCGUUCUCGUGUGGCCAAUGGGAACUCACAGAAGACAAGCAUGUUGUUGUUGGUCACGCACUGGACGGGCACGGUACCGGGACGGAGAGGAAUAAGCAGGAGAUGGGAAAGGCACGGCUAGAGAAGACCAUCGCGAACCUCGAUACGGCACUGGCGGACGCCGCGGUGCAGGUCGGGCAGCAAGUAGGGGAGUACGCCAAACUCCCGCUUUCUGUGGGCUUCGCCGGUCACCUCAGGAAGUCGGUGGCGCUGCUCAGGCUGAAUGUAGAGACCAUGCGUGGCAACGGCACCGACGCCAGUAUCAUCGCGUCGGUCGAGAAGGCACUGAAGCGUAUGGAAGAGAAGUUCGUUCUAGUUGAGGCCGGGAAGGGGCGGAGAGGCGCGAAGGCGGUGGAGCAAGAGGAAGCUCCCCGUCAGUUGAUAAUCCUGGAGUCCCUCGCCCCGCCGCCGAUAUGGUACUUUUAUUCCCAGUCGAUGUGA
Fibroporia radiculosa is the source of this 2328-nucleotide messenger RNA. RefSeq lists its product as uncharacterized. NCBI's taxonomy places the organism in Eukaryota, Fungi, Basidiomycota, Agaricomycetes, Polyporales, Fibroporiaceae. The transcript has 8 exons. Bases 1 to 2328 code for a protein of 775 amino acids. The record is from RefSeq and is a predicted model, not a curated record.